CGUGACUAUUUUGUGUGCACACCAAGGUAGUAGUGCGAACUGGCUAGUGCCUAGACCUACCGAGAGACAGCACGAGGAGGGUCUGGGUUGUCAAGAAAGCAAACGACAGGGAAGGGGCCGCGAUGGGAGUGGAGGAGCAUCGGAUUUCUUCACUGCCGACAUUGAUCCGCUUUGGCUGUGUGGCCUCAUCGGUUUCCACCACAAGAAAAUUGUAGAGUACAUGAACUCCAGGACCCCCGAAGACACCAAUCCCGAGUUCGAGUCGCUUGGCAUUGCUGCGAGUCACCUUAUCUCCCUCCCAGGUACUCCUGUAGGUUAGGUCACCGUCGUACCACCACUGCUGCUCUGCCCGCCGCACUCCAUCGACACCGAACCCUUACCGCCCCUUUGCAGUUCUACCCCCCAAUCCUUGACUCUCACGACCAUGGCCAAGAAACUCAUCGCCGUUGUCGGUGCUACUGGUAAUCAGGGCGGUUCCGUCGCCCGCCGCUUUUUGGCCGCCGGCUACCGCGUCCGCGCCCUGACCCGUGACUCCGCCUCCCCCUCCGCCGCCGCCCUGGCCGCCCUCGGCCCCGACCUGGAACUCGUCCACGCCGACCUUGAGGAUGUUGCCUCCCUAGAGGAGGCUUUCCGGGGCGCCAACGCCAUCUUCAGCGUUACCAACUACUGGGAGCCCUUUUUUCGUCCCGACUGCCGCGCAAAGGCGCAAGAGCAGGGCAUCUCGUGCCGAAGGUUCGCCUACGACGUCGAGUAUCGCCAGGGCCGCAACAUCGCCGACGCCGCCGCUACGACGGUGGAGUCGCUCGACGAGAAUGGGUUUCUGGUCUCGACGCUGAGCCACGCUGGUAGGUGCAGUGGCGGGCGGUUCAAGGAGCUGUACCAUUUCGAUGCCAAGGCCGAUAUCUUCCCCGACUAUGUGAAUGCCAAGUAUCCUGCGUUGACGGCCAAGAUGUCUUGUAUCCAUACCGGAUUCUUCUACACAAGCUAUCGCAUCUUGCCCAACUCGUACUUCAGAAAGAACUCCGAUGGUACCUUUACCAUGUCCUUCGCCACCUCUCCGGACAAGCCCGUCCCUCACUUUGCCCCGGCCAGCGACAUGGGCAACUUUUCCUAUGCAGUGUCCCAAAUGCCGCCAGGGAAGGCUUACAUGGCGGAAGGAACAACCUGCACCUGGCCGCAAUUCCUCGAAACAUGGGCCAAGGUUACAGGCGUCAAGGCCGACUACAAGCAGAUUUCGCCCGAGGAGAUGAUUGAGGCUACGGGAGAGCGAGACACGGGCAUCGAAGUCGCCUACAUGUUUUCCUACUCGUCUGACCCUGGCUAUGAUGGCGGCAUGGAUCUCUUGACUGCGGCGGAUCUUAGAAAGGCUGGUAUCGACUGUCCCAUGACAGCUUGGGAGGAGUGGGCUAAGCAGAACGACUGGACUUCCGUUCUUGAAAAGUAAUCGAGAUACCAAUGCAAUUUGCAUCUAGCCUGGUCAAGAAAAUAGCCGGAUUAAUCUCGCCGCCCAUCGUCUUUUCGUUCUCGAGAACCAU
Molecule: messenger RNA, 1535 nt
Organism: Colletotrichum navitas
Lineage: Eukaryota; Fungi; Ascomycota; Sordariomycetes; Glomerellales; Glomerellaceae
Product: NmrA-like family protein
Exons: 3
Coding region: 425-1444 (339 amino acids)
Cellular component (GO): nucleus
Source: RefSeq, a predicted model, not a curated record